Numida meleagris (helmeted guineafowl) is the source of this 2821-nucleotide messenger RNA. It is a transcript of the gene NGB, whose product is annotated as neuroglobin. The record is from RefSeq and is a predicted model, not a curated record. The transcript is spliced from 5 exons. Gene Ontology annotation, molecular function: heme binding; oxygen binding. Lineage: Eukaryota; Metazoa; Chordata; Aves; Galliformes; Numididae. The coding region runs from base 700 to 1182 and encodes 160 amino acids.
CCAGUCCGCUUAGACGUGGUUCAGCGGGUGUUGAAGUAAAGCCAGGAUAGCUGGAAACUGGACUAUGACUUGCACAAGGUGAUAAAAUAGGCAGAUAGAUAGCUUCUGGAAAGCCUAUUGGUAUUUUGUACUGCUUCAGAAAGCGCAAGCUGGUCGUGGGCUCUCAUCCUGGAAGGAAGGACUGCUGAUACAGGAGCUGUUCUGGGGUGCAGGGAGACGACUAAGGAAGAGCAAUGGAGCAGCACUCAGGAACUGCCCAUUACAUCCGAGGUAGAACUUUACUUCCCUGUCUGAAGAACGGCUUCUGUCCUCAGAGCUCCGCUUCUGAUACCGACAGGCCGCUCUCAGGUGUCCCCGGAGCCUUGUCGGAGGAGAAGUUGGGAGUCCUGGACGCGUCUGACGAAGCUGCUUUCCGCUCCGCGUACCAGCACCUUCCCCUGGUUCAGCCGUUAAUUACCCUGAGACGCUUUGCGGCGCCGGGCCGGCAACUGACACGAGGACAGCGGUGGCCGAGGGGCAGCUCGGCGCGGUACCGCCCGGCCGGGGGGGCGCUGGGGCACGGCGGGGGGCGGAGGGCGGGCGGCUCCGCUCCGUUCCGUUCCGGGCUCCGCUCCGCUGCCGGCCCCGCUGCGCGCGGAGCGGAGCUCGGGCGGCGGGGACAGGAGCAGGUUCCCCGGGCGGGCUCUUCCCCGCCCCGCGAUGGAGAGCGGGAUGCUGUCUCGCACGCAGCAGGCGCUGAUCCGGGAGAGCUGGCUGCGGGUGAGCGGCAGCCCGGUGCAGCACGGCGUCGUCCUCUUCUCCAGGUUGUUCGAUCUGGACCCUGACCUGUUGCCCCUUUUCCAGUACAACUGCAAGCGGUUUGCCAGCCCACAGGAGUGCCUGGCCUCCCCCGAGUUCCUGGAUCACAUCCGGAAGGUGAUGCUGGUGAUUGAUGCAGCUGUCAGCCACCUGGAGGACUUGCCCUGCCUGGAAGAAUAUCUCCGCAACCUCGGCAAGAAGCAUCAAGCUGUUGGUGUGAAGACUGAGUCCUUCUCGACAGUCGGUGAGUCCUUGCUGUACAUGCUGGAGAAGUGCCUGGGUGCUGCCUUCAGCCCGGACGUGCGGGAGGCCUGGAUCAAACUCUACGGCGCAGUGGUGAAAGCCAUGCAGCGUGGCUGGGAGGCUCUCCCAGAGGGGGACUAGCCCCAGGCCUGGCCCUGUGUGGGGCGAGCACUCGCCCUCUCUGCCGCUCUCCACCUCUGUCUGUCUCUGCACACCAGCCCACCUCCUCCCGCCACACGUGCUUCAGGGCUCUCUUCGUGAUCUCACCUUGCUUUGACACUACCAUGUCCCUGCCUUUCCCGGUGACCGCAGGGUAUCUCCCUGUAGCCCAGAGUGACCAGUACAGCACCACCGCUCAGCACCAGGUUCCUGUGGGCCAGCACCAGAACUCAAGCUGUGGUUUGGCUUUCUGCUGGCUCCCUGCCCUCCCAUUGCUGCCCAUCCCCAUGAGAUGACUGCUGGCGAGAGCCUCUCAAGCCCCACAGCCAGCUCUCAUCCUGCUCUCUUCACCCAGCAUCUCCCUGGGCAAUGAUCUUGGUGCUCCUCUGCCCUGCUGGGAGCCUUCCCCUGUGCGAGGCUGGUGGCAGUGUAGUGCGUUCCCUGGGAGUGUUUCCAGUGGUGGGAGAGUGCGCUAAUGCCGAGCUAAGGCUGCUCUCAGAGGUGUAGGCUGCUGCCUGGAAGGGUUCCUGUUGGCUUGGCCAGUUGAUUUUAAUGUGCGAGACAGCUGAAAUGCAGCAGCAGUGGUGGCUAUUUAAUGUUUUGAAUUGAGAAGAAUAAGGCAAAUACAAGAAACUAUGCCUUAAAAUAACAAUGAAGGUUGUGAUCAUGUCAUGGCAACGGCUUCUAGAAAUGAUUCUGGCUCUUGGCCAGGGGAAGCAUGGCUGGAAUUUCUCUGCUGAUGCUGGCAGGACCUGGAGUGCUUCCCAGAUGCACACAGUGCCCAUCUGCAGAGCUGCUUCACCCUGCAGAAAUAACUCUGCCAAACCUGAGACACAGCCACCACAGAGGGGAGAAGGCACACAGCUAGCACCGAGCAGCAGGGCUAUGUUAGGGCAAGAGUACAGCACCUGCCAGGAAGCAUCCAAGGGAACGGCUGGAAGGCAGCACCCACGGGCUCCAGGGGAGCUGAACUUGAGCUCUAUGGAGAAGUCACCUUCAGGGGAAGUCAUCCCAGGGUAAGGACAAGGAGCAAGUUCUCAUCUACUGUCAGUGCCCUUUUACACUGCUUCUUCAAGGCAGGAGGAACCCAGCAUUUGGGGCUGUGAUGGCCCCGCUUGUGACACGUCCCUCCCAUGGUGACAUAUCCUCCCUCGGGGAAGAAGGGCACUCUAUGAGAUGUGUCACUACCUCCCUGCCACCUGCCCUGUGGUGCUGGUGGGGGCCCUGAGCACACAGCAAGGACUAUGUGAGGGGAGUGGUGUCAUGGCAGAGCCAUAUGUGCCAUUCAUACUGUCCUCCCCCUUGUACCAGGCUGUGCUCCUGCAGUCUGGUACAGGGCAGGAGGGGCUAGGAAUGGGGCAGUCCCUGCUGCAGCCCUGAUCUGGGGCAUCAGCACCAUGGGCAGGAAUGUUCUCAACCUGCGUGGCAGGUAGACAGGUGGGUGAGGGAUGGAGUGUGUGCUACUGCACAAAAUGGUCCCUUUGUCCUUUAGCUUCCCCAGCUCCUUGACUUCUCCUCUUCUAUGCCGUGUUUUGUGUAAUUCCUAGGGGAAACAAACUAGUCUGUGUGCCUCUUAUACCCAGCUGUACUGUUUAAUAAAGAACAACCGAGAGUCUCUGCC